Messenger RNA from Aplysia californica (California sea hare), 1279 nucleotides. Its product is annotated as putative protein TPRXL. The record is from RefSeq and is a predicted model, not a curated record. Gene Ontology annotation, molecular function: sequence-specific DNA binding; DNA-binding transcription factor activity, RNA polymerase II-specific. Gene Ontology annotation, biological process: cell differentiation; regulation of transcription by RNA polymerase II. NCBI's taxonomy places the organism in Eukaryota, Metazoa, Mollusca, Gastropoda, Aplysiida, Aplysiidae. Gene Ontology annotation, cellular component: nucleus.
CACUCAUCCCUCCUCCUCCCUUCGAGCCCUCCUCCUCCUCCUCCACCUCCUCCACCUCCCUCCCUCGUCCCCCCAUUUCACCACACCGCAGUGCUUCAGAUUUCCAUUCCUCAUCGUUUUCUUCAUCUUCGUCGUCAUCAUCAUCAACUGCAAACGUCUCCUUAUCAAUUACAGAGUCCUUGUCCCGAUCCACAACCUCAUAUUCCUCCUCCUUUUCCUCAUCGUUCACUCCCUCUUCCUGCUCCUCCUCCUCCUACUCAUUCUCCUCCUCAUUGAUGUCAUCACGCUCUACUCCUCCCUCCUCAUCCUCUUCCUCCUCCCUGUCUUCCUCCUUCACAUCGAGAAGACCCUCUCAUGCGGGCUCCACAACCUCUACUAAAUCCCCCUCGUCGUCUGCAUCACAACUGUUAUCAUCGACAUCAUCAUCAUCGUUAUUACCCUCCUCCUCACCCUCCCCCUCAUCUUCUCUGUCCAUCUCCAUGUGUGUGAACGUCACCAGAAAUCCCUCCUCCUCCUCCUCUUCCUCCUCCCUCUCCUCCUCCUGCCGAAUGGACGUCAUGGACUCAGGAUACAUCAGUGACGAUUCCAUGCACGGCCCGAGUUACCUCCCUCCUCCCCCCGGCUCUGAGGGCCCGCACCACCUCUACCCAGGCUGCCCGCCCGGAAGUGACGUCAUGUCCAAACCCGCCGGAAACGCCAUGUCCAUGGGUCACAUGACCUCCGCGUACGCAUGCGCAGCUGGUGUGCCGGGGGAGCAGAGGAAGAAGCCCGCCAAGAAGCAUCGCUCCAAUGCAGGUUCUGUCGUUCCGCCGGGUACUUCGCCUUCGUACCCAAGAACGAAAGGUUCCCCAAGAAGUUGUGCUUCAUGUUUGGUCACAAGGCACACGGAUGGAAGCAGUAGGAUAGGACAGAUCGCUGAACGGACAGACAGUACAACAGACACACACACACAGUUGAACAGACAGACAGUACAAGGUACAACAGACACACAUACAGUUGAACAGACAGUUGAACAGACAGACAGUCCAGCAGAUACACACACAGUUGAACUAACGAGUUGAACAGACGGAAAGACUGGAUCGAAAAUGCCGCUGUUUAAGAUCGUCAUCAUGUUUGCCAUCAUCUUUUGUCAAGUUCUUCAGCUGCAUCAUCGUCAUCAUCGUUAUAUUGUUAUCAUAACGAUAGAGACAGAGACAGAGUGAGAGAGAAAGAGGAUUAUUAUAGGAGCUUUGUAUUGUUGUACAGCGCAUUGAGCACUUCUUUGUGGAAAUGCGCUAUA